AUGUUUACCAUUCUUUCCUAUGCUUGUGUCUUCAUCAUCACCAUUGAGAGAGCAGCAUGGAGGAAAACAGCGAAGGAAAACGUGUCUAACAUCAACGAUACUGAAGAGCGCAGUUUAUUCCUCAACACCGAAUCUGUAGUUUUACUUGGAUUUCUUAUAAUUCUUAUUAUAGAGCAGGUAGUCCAUACCUUUUCGGCUGAAAAAGCUUCUUCCAAGAAUUCGCCAAAUCGAGGCGAUGCUUUACCAUCUUUGAGAUCGCUUCUCGAAGGAGAAGACGAAGAUGGUCAGCCUCUUGUUGACACCACUCUCGAUGAUCAUGACGAUCGCGUACAAGAUAUUGUAUUCCGUUCGUCUUCCCCCAUGGAUUGUGGUUCCCACCAUGCAGGGCAUGGUCAUGCUGCUUCUGUAGAUGGAAUUUCCGCUCGUACUCUCUUCCUUUUGUUUGGACUAUCUACUCACUCGUUUUUCGAAGGAAUCGCUUUGGGUGUUCAGCAUGACAAAGAAGAUUUUAUGAACAUUCUAAUUGCUGUGAUGUUCCAUGAGGUGCUAUGUUGUGUUGCAUAUGGUGUGUCAAUGGCUCAGCAGCAUACACCUGUACGUGCCGCCUUGCCAACUGUCUUGAUUCUUUCGGCCAGUAUUCCAUCAGGAAUGAUCACCGCCCUUUUGGUGGAUCAGAUUAAUUCGAACUCGCUCAUGCUACGAUUCGUUCUCGAAGGCUUAGCAGGUGGUGUAUUCGUUUACGUCGCAUGCGUUGAAAUGCUGAGUGUUGAAUUGGGCCACUCACAAGGUCAUAGUCACACCGGAGGCCACGGUCACAGCAAUGGUCACGGACCACAACCAUCACCGUACCAAAGCUUGGUGAAAGCAGCGGCAGUGGUUUCUGGAGUUCUUCUUUUCUUGGGAUUGAAAAUAGCUCGUGGACGACAUCUUUAG
Haemonchus placei is the source of this 933-nucleotide messenger RNA. The record is from the annotation of a GenBank genome assembly. NCBI's taxonomy places the organism in Eukaryota, Metazoa, Nematoda, Chromadorea, Rhabditida, Trichostrongylidae.